AAAGAAACAUUACAUUACAUUAUAUAUCUCUCAUUAUCUCUCACACUAUCUCCAUUUUACUUCUUCUUCUUCAAAGUUCUCAAAUCAAUCAUUCCUUUGCUUUGCUCUCCUAAACCACCACUAAUGGCUCUCGAAACUUUCCUAAUUAAACUCAAAAACGCUAUUUCAUCCCAACCUUCUUCUCGGACUCGACCUCUCCGUUCAUCACCUCCGAUCACUACCACUACCACCACUUCCUCUGUUGGAGUUUUAUCGUUCGAGGGGGCUCGUGUCAUGACCAAACUCCUUCACCUUACUCACUCUCUCACCGACUCUAAUCUCCUUACUCUUCGAGACCACUCUCUCUCCUUAGAAGGUCUCGCCAAAAUCGUCACCGGAGAUGAAACAUUCCACCUCAGCCUAGUCUGUGCUGAGCUCGCAGAUAGUUUAGCCCACUCAGCUAACUCUGUUUCAAGGCUGAGCAGUCGCUGUACCACGGCCAGCCUACGUUCUUUCCACCGCUUAUUCCAUGAGUUCGCUGACAUGGGUCGUGACCCUCAUGGCUGGGUCAUGAGUUCUAAAGACAGCGAAGCUAAGAACAAGAAAAUCGAAAGAUACGUGAGUGUGACAACAGCUUUGUAUAGAGAGAUGGAAGAGAUGACGAUACUAGAGAACUCUCUGAGAAAACAAAGUUUACAGAUUGGGAUCGAAUUCGAAGAAGAAGACGACGAGAACAAGAAAGAUGUAAUGAAAGUGAUAGAUCUGCAGAGCAAGAUUGAGAGACAGAAGCAACAUGUCAAGUAUCUGAAAGAUCGAUCUCUUUGGAACAAAAGCUUCGACACCGUCGUGUUGAUCCUCGCCAGAUCGGUAUUCACAGCACUCGCUAGACUCAAAUCCGUCUUCUCCUCCGCCGCAGCCUCUAGCUACAUGGGUCCAACGGUCGUGUCUUCUCUCCCUCGUUCUCUCUCUUCUUCUUCUUCCUCUAUGAAUCUUGUCCACCCGAGCCCAAACGACGAGGAGAAAGUCAAAACGCCGUCGUCCUCUGCGUUUCUUGAAGAAAGCUCAAGACUUUUGAAACCCCCGGAGACAACUCUCGGCGGAGCUGGCGUGGCGCUUCACUACGCGAAUCUGAUAGUCGUGAUGGAGAAAAUGAUAAAGCAACCUCAGCUUGUAGGUCUUGACGCGAGAGACGAUCUGUAUUCAAUGUUACCGGCGAGCGUGAGAUCAUCGCUCAGAUCGAGGCUAAAAGGAGUUGGUUUCACGGCGACAGACGGUGGUUUAGCGACGGAGUGGAAGGCGGCGUUAGGUCGGAUAUUACGGUGGUUGUUACCAUUGGCGCAGAAUAUGAUAAGGUGGCAGAGUGAAAGAAGCUUCGAGCAGCAACACAUGGCGACAUCAGGAAAUAGCCAGAACAGAGUGAUGUUAGUUCAGACACUUGUGUUUGCAGAUAAAGUUAAGACAGAAGCAGCAAUAACAGAGCUUCUUGUUGGGUUGAACUACAUCUGGAGAUUCGAAAGAGAGAUGACUGCUAAAGCUCUGUUCAAUCUACAGUCUCCUCUUACUACUACUACUACUACUCAUAUAAAGUCAUAAUCACAGCUAAUUUUUACUGUAGAGUUUUGUCCUUUUUUGUUUUGAUUCUUGUUUGGUGGGUUGAUUUUGAUUUUUUUUUUCUUGGGGUUUAGUUUGAUAAUACGAGUUAUGAAAAUGAUAAAAGUGGAUUGGGUUGGGUUUAUUUUUUCUUGACUUGAGAGACAAAUAUAUAUAAGAAGAUGUGAUGUGAUGUGUUACAAUGUAGAUAUUGGAUUAUUUUUGAGUGAUUA
This is a messenger RNA of Capsella rubella, 1802 nucleotides long. RefSeq lists its product as uncharacterized. The coding region runs from base 124 to 1572 and encodes 482 amino acids. NCBI's taxonomy places the organism in Eukaryota, Viridiplantae, Streptophyta, Magnoliopsida, Brassicales, Brassicaceae. Gene Ontology annotation, biological process: positive regulation of growth. The record is from RefSeq and is a predicted model, not a curated record. The transcript is spliced from 2 exons.